AGUAGACCCUGCCCUCCGUAUAUCACUGUAUUGACGUGUUGUUAGCAAAUGGGAGCAGAAGGGCCGAUCCUUCGCCUGAAGAGGUCAUUCUGACUACAGGGCUGAUCCUUCGCCUGGAGAGGUCAUUCUGAUUACAGUUGCCACUUCUUGCCAAAAAACUUCAGGGUUUAUAGACUCGAUCACUGCGACUACAUUUAUAAACAUUAUUCUGUUUGCUUCAAUCGAGACACGGAUCCCGAUGUUCAAUCAGCAUUCAGGAAUACUUCCACAUCUAACAUUGAAAGGAGAUACUUUGUGAACGGUUUGAUAUUUCGGUCUGAUCUGACUACCGAAGCAUGGUUGAUAACACCAGUUUAGCAACUAAAUCUGCUUUGCAAGCAGCGUUCUCCUCGGCCUGCAACCUCCCCCUGCUCGUCUCCUCUGCCUCGACACACAGCCACUUCCCCGGCUCACACUCACAGUCCCACCAGCCCAACGGCGGAGGCAUGAAGCUAGAGGCGGUCAUGGAAAACCUCCAAAGACAGCAGGCUGCCCGCCUGGCGCUAGAAGAGAAGCUCCGUCAGGCCGAGAAAGAGAAAGACCUCCGCUCCAUGGUCGAGUCCCAGAUCCACCAACAAGCCCUGGCCUUCCGCCACUACCAGGCAGCGGUCCGGGGCGCUUUCGCUGCGGGAAUAGCGAAAUCUUCUCUCGGGUUGGCGAGCUCCGCUGAACGGGAACUGGCUCUCCCUCACAGUCUUGACGCUCACAGGCACACGGCCAAAGCCGACUACUCCGAUAUGGACGAUGAUCCAGAGGGCAUGGACCGAGGUAUGGAUGAUCACGACCGGGAUCUGGAUGGAGAUGACAUGGACAACGAGGGAAUUGUGGACGAUGAGGAGGACAUGGAGGGGUCUCUAAGCCACUACCAGCCCCGCCACCCCAUGCACCCCGGGGCGGGAGACUCGCCAAAAGACACCCUUGUACAUCUCAUGUCCAGAAGCCCUCCGUCUUUCGCUGCGCCCCGGCAGUCAGAGACACCGGGCGGGAAGGCACCACAGUCUCAGCAACACGAAUGGACUUACGACGAGCAAUUCAAACAG
Salvelinus sp. IW2-2015 is the source of this 1079-nucleotide messenger RNA. RefSeq names its product AT-rich interactive domain-containing protein 3A. The record is from RefSeq and is a predicted model, not a curated record. Lineage: Eukaryota; Metazoa; Chordata; Actinopteri; Salmoniformes; Salmonidae.